Molecule: messenger RNA, 1863 nt
Organism: Pipistrellus nathusii (Nathusius's pipistrelle)
Lineage: Eukaryota; Metazoa; Chordata; Mammalia; Chiroptera; Vespertilionidae
Source: the annotation of a GenBank genome assembly
AUGAAGAGAAGUUUACAGGCCCUCUAUUGCCAACUGUUAAGCUUCCUCCUGACCUUGGCGCUGACCGAAGCUCUGGCAUUUGCUGCCCAGGAACCAACUCCCAGGGAAUCUCUUCAGGUCCUGCCUCUCAGCACCAUGGUGACCCCACCGCUCAGCUCCACCGGCCGCUCCGCCCUGGUGGCCGCCACCUCCAGGGUGACCUUGAGCCCCCGUCCCGAUGGGCCCUUCUCACAGGCCGAAGCCGCCGUGGCAGCAGCAACACCCUCUCCAGAGGGACACCCUCCUGCAAACACCACCUCCAUCACCGUGGCCACAGCCACCGCCCACCGCGCCAACCGCCCCCUGAGCACAGGGCCCCUUCCUGCCACCAGGGCCCCAGCCUCCUCCCGCCCAGAGGGCCGCCCCCUGGGAGAGGCUGGGCCCACCAUCCCGAUGACAAAUCCGCCUGCAGCCACCAGCCGCCCCAGCCCAGCGCCCACCCGGGGGGCCACACGCAGGCCCCCCAGACCCGCCGGCUCCACCCGCAGGGGGGCUGGCGCCUCCUCCCGCCCCGCCCUGCCCACCCUCGGGGGCCCCUCGGGGAGAAAGGAAGGCCCACGGGGCAGGAACCAGAGCUCCGUGCACCUGGGGCAGAAGCAGCCCCCGGCGAGAGCCUUCCCCGUCUUCAGAGGCAACGCCAUGGGGUCCGCGGAGCCCGAGCCCUCCACCCUCACCCCCUGGAAUCACUCCUCCUCGCCACAGACCCAGACCGUGGCCGCAGCCACGGCGCCCAGCAGGACCACAUGGGCACCGGGCACCACCCCCUCGGAGCGCACGGAAGCCACGCCGGGCCUCAGAGCGGAUCAGGGGGAAGGUCCGACCCUCACCAGCCCAGGAGGGCAGCCGCCGGACGCCGCCACGGACUCAGGCGCCCCCGCCAGCCCGCCCCCCGCCCCAGUGCCUUCUCUGCGCCCUCGCGGCGCCCCCCACGGCAGCUCCAGCCGCAGUGACUCCGGGCUCGCUGUCACCCCUGGGACCGGCCGGCCUCCGUCCGCCAGCUCGGGGGGCUCCAGGGCCGCCCCGGGGCCCACCCAGGCCGCCUUCGAUGCCAGCGUCUCAGCCCCUCCCGAGGGGCUUCCUCAGGGAACAUCCUCAGCGACACCCUCCGCCCUGGGAACCCCGGCUCAGCCCCCCGGGCCCUCGGAAAGCACUGUCUCCCUGUCGGCCGGGGAGGAGGCUGUGGCCGCCGCCAGCGUGACCGCCCGGCUGCCCCGUCCUCUGACCACAGCGGUGUCCACGGCCACAGGGAACUUCCUCAACCGCCUGGUCCCCGCGGGCACCUGGAAGCCGGGCCCCGCCGGGAACGUCUCCCACGUGGCCGAGGGGGACGCGCACAGAGCCACCAUCUGCCUGAGCAAGAUGGACAUUGCCUGGGUGGUCCUGGCCAUCAGCGUGCCCAUCUCCUCCUGCUCCGUCCUGCUGACCGUGUGCUGCCUGCGGAGGAAGAGGAAGGCGGCCAACCCCGAGAACAACCUGAGCUACUGGAACAACGCCAUCACCAUGGACUACUUCAACAAGCACGCCGUGGAGCUGCCGAGGGAGAUCCAGUCCCUCGAAACCUCCGAGGACCAGCUCUCAGAGCCGCGCUCCCCAGCCAACGGUGACUACAGAGACACGGGGAUGGUCCUCGUCAACCCCUUCUGCCAGGAAACGCUGUUUGUGGGGAACGACCAGAGCUCAGGUCCCGCUGGAGUCCAUGUGCACACAGCCAAGGCACCCGGGGGAGAGGACGGCAGAGCCAUCACUGAAGCAGGACGCAGACGGGCACCACUGACUGAGUGUAACCCCUCUGAGCAGGCCGGGGUCCCCCGAAGUUCAUCCUGA